CGCCGCCCCCCGCGGGGAGGAGACAGCGGCGAGAAGGCGGCGGCGCUUCCCCUCAGCCCUCUCAGGCCCAGCCCGGGCCGCGCCGGGCGUUGCAUCGGGAGGGCAGGAGGGCGAGCCGCCGAGAGGGGCUGCGGCCCGGCGGGCAGCAGCCGCAGGAAAAUUGGAUGGCUGGGUGAGAACUGGUUGUCCAGAAGAACCACAAUCGUGGCUGAGGAUUACAACAUGUCUAAAGAAAUGCAAGAGCUGCAGAAGCAAUGGCACUCCGUGGUGCAGUCCAUCCACAGCAACUCAAAUGUAGUUGCAUUUAUGAAUUCUCGCGUUGGCCAAUAUUUAGAUGAUCAUCCUUUUGUUGCCUUAUCACUCCUCAUGUUUAUUGCAGUGUCUGCUAUUCCUGUUGCAUUUUUCCUGAUUUUUGUUGUUACAACAGCCAUAAUGGCCUGUAUUGGUGUGAUAGUUAUGGAAGGUGUUGUAAUAGCCAUAGGUGGCAUAACCCUGCUUUGCGUGCUGUGUGGCCUGGGUGCAAUUUCACUGGGUGUUUCUGGAGUACUUAGUGUUUGUUACAUCGUUCUUUCAACUCUGGUCAACUACUGGUAUGCUUCAAGGGGUCAGAUAAGGAAGCAAGAAGUUAACGGAAGUUUGCCGCAGAAGAGUCCUUCUGCCUUGGAUCUUUCUGCCAGCAAUGGAAAGAAUGAAUAAGUGGGUUUCUGCCACUUAACUGUACUACUUUGACCUGUGCAAUGUAAUUGUGUACUCAUUGAGCAUUCAACCUCUGUGCACUCCUUAAGGGAACUGAAGAAAUCAGUAUGCAUUUUACAUUGUCCCUGUAAAACUAAUACUAACUGUUAAGCAGCAGUCCAUUGCAAUAUUAAGUUUAUGUGCAUGAUGGAAUGUUCCAAAGAAUUUGGUAAAAGGAUGUAAUAAUAACAGCUACUGUUAAGUCAGUGACAAUUAGGUGAAAGGAAGGGUAGGCAGGUAUUUUACUUCCCAUUUGUUACUAGAAUUCUGGAUGUACUAUCUUGAAAUUUGUAUGUAGCAGUUGGUCAUUUUGAUACAUAAGUGUCAAAGCUCAGAACACCAGAAGUGUGUUUUGAAUGUUAAAAAAUAUUUUUAAGCCUUAACAGCCUUUGUUAAAAUAGUAUGAGCACACCAUGCUAAUGUUUUAUGUGUAUAAGAGGAAAAUUGGGUUCUAUCAUAUGUUAAGUUAUGCUAUAAGCUUUUAUAUACCUUUAGAUGUUGCAUUAUUCUGAAGGGAUAUUUUCCUUAUUGCCUCAUCACAUCAGUGGUACGCAAUUACAUCUUGCAUUUUGUUGUGUUUCUUUGGGUAUUUAAAAUGCCUGUUUUGCUUCUCAGUUGUAACUUCUUGUAUAUUAUUUAAACUUUUUUUUCAUUUUUUUCAAAUGCUAUGGUAUUUCUAAGCAUCAAGAAAGUAUCUAACUAUAUUAGUUUAAUAAAGUGCUGUUUAACCAG
Molecule: messenger RNA, 1467 nt
Organism: Phalacrocorax carbo (great cormorant)
Lineage: Eukaryota; Metazoa; Chordata; Aves; Suliformes; Phalacrocoracidae
Source: RefSeq, a predicted model, not a curated record